Messenger RNA from Dichomitus squalens LYAD-421 SS1, 3914 nucleotides. RefSeq names its product propionyl-CoA carboxylase. Lineage: Eukaryota; Fungi; Basidiomycota; Agaricomycetes; Polyporales; Polyporaceae. The transcript is spliced from 16 exons. The record is from RefSeq and is a predicted model, not a curated record. The coding region runs from base 2133 to 3878 and encodes 581 amino acids. Gene Ontology annotation, molecular function: propionyl-CoA carboxylase activity.
ACUACGCUCUCCAUCUUCAUCACGCUCACCACAACCAAUGGUUCCCCUUCACGAAUGAAAGCGUGAGAAACAGAGGGAUCUCCAAAAGCAGCAAGCGCAGGAUGCAGUUCCACAAUUUUGCCAGCUAUGGGGCAGGAGAGGUGUGAGGGAUCACGGGGGUCGGCGAACUCGAAGUGAGAAGACGUCGCGAGAGAGGAAAGUUGCAAUAGGGAGAACACGAGAGGCUCCGGAGACAAAGACGUGGUCACCGUUCCUGAAAGCUCGUUAGGGAACGCGUUGUGUCUGAUUGUAGAGAGCACUAGGCUGUGCUUCUGCGCCUGCGUAUCGGAGUCCGACAAGGGGGAGGAUGAUAUGGAUAGUUGGAAGGACGAGCCCGGUUGGAGGAGGAUUGUCCCAGAUGUUCCUUCCGCGGGAGUCGAUGCGCUGCUGGCGCCCGUCGUUGACGACGACAGAGGAUUCGGCUGAGCUUUCUUUACGCGUAACCUAUCAUUCCCCAACCGAAGUACCUCGUCUGGGGCCUCCUCGAGCCAUCGAGUGUGUAUCGCUCCUUCGCGCCAGUCCGGAUGAGCUAGGACUCCAGCGAGCAACUCCCGGUUUGUCUUCACGUCCCCAGAGAUUCGAAGCUCUCUGAGGGCUCGCUGCGCCUUCUCAGUUGCCUCGCUGGGCGAGCCUGCAUGCACGAUGAUCUUCGCAAGGACGGAAUCGAAAUCGACUCCAAUGGUCCACUCAAAACCAGGAUUGUGCGCGCUAGGUCCGGUCGAAAGCCAUGUAUCGACACGGACUCCUCGUCCCGCAGGCCAGGAGAUGUCUGAUGGGCGUAAAGUUCCCGGAGACAGUUGGAAUGAGCGGACAGGAUCUUCCGCCACGAGACGUAGCUGGAUGGCAUGACCAAACGGUGGAGGCGGAGAAAUUGUGUGGUUAGGGAGUACGUCCGUCAGCGUCGUCGUCUUCGUCGAUAGCAACAGCUGUAUGUGGACGAGAUCCACGUUGACGAUCUCCUCGGUCACUGUAUGCUCCACCUGUAUUCGAGGAUUGAUCUCCAGGAAGACCCAUUCGUGUGAUUGUGCAUUGACGAGAAACUCAAACGUGCCGAGUCCGGCGUAGCGCAACUUUCGGGCCAUCUUCAGAGCGGCCUCAAGUAAUGGCUCAAUAGCUGUUCGCGGCAAGGUCGACGGUGCCAUCUCUAUGAUCUUCUGGAACCUCCGCUGAACACUGCACUCGCGCUCCCACAGAUGUGUCACAUUGCCUUGACUAUCGCCCACGACUUGUACUUCAACAUGCUUCCAGCCCCGCCCAACCAGGGCCUGCUCCGCGAAAAUCUGCUUGGAGGGACUCUCGCCUAGACACCUUUGAAACGCAUUCUCGACGUCUCCAGCCGCGUUUACAAGGCGAAUGCCGCGUCCGCCUCCACCGUCCAAUGCUUUCAGAAUGAUGGGGAAUGGGCACGGUCCGAGCUUUUCGAUGAACUGAUGUACGUCCGCGACGGACGAGACUCGAAUGCCGGGAGCUGUAGGAACGCCGAUUGAGGUUGCGAGCUCCCGGGAAAGCAUCUUAUCGGAUGCAAUCUUCAACGUCUCCACGGAGGGUCCAACAAAGAUGAUGCUAGCAGAUUCGUUUGGAUGAGGGGUGGAGAACAAGGCCGCGAGCUUGGGGCUCUCGCUCAGGAAGCCAUAGCCGGGGUGUACAUGCGUGCAGCCAGUCCGACGAGCGAUGUCGGCUAUGUGAUCUGCGUCCAUGAACCGAGCGGGCGAGUCCAACAGCACGGCUUCAUCCGCAUACGACGCGUGCGACUCGUCCUUUUCCGUGUAUAUGGCAACUGUCUGCCAUCCCAACUCUGUUGCAGACCGAAAUAUACGUACUGCGAUUUCUCCCCGAUUCGCCACGAGGAUCUUCGGCGUGCCCAUGCUGGACCACGAUGAUGGACUCUUCGUAAGGCUGCUCGGAGCCCUUGAAGACUGUAGUAGGACAGCCAGGUUCAUGUCGUGCGCCCUCGAAUAUCCGGGUAUGGAGGAGCCCGUGAUUCCCGGGUGCUUGUAGUACACGGUAUGCCGACCAUCGUGACCGCUAUGUCAGGAGUCGCCCGUGCCGUGAAGCGGGCGAACCACAGGUCAAAGUAGACCAACACCAGAAGAAUGCCGAAAGGCCCGUCGAGUCCAGAGGGCAAGUCGCCAGUGGCCACAUCGAGGACGGAAGAGAGUGAGGCUCACGACGCCAGUGCUGUCGAGGAUGAUGACGGCACGACCUGGAAGUAUGCAGUCUCUAGGAUUCGGAAGGUGCAAGUCAAGAACAGGACCCCGAAUCCCCAGGAUCCGGGCUAUGCACGACAAAAGCAGAACGGCAAGUUAUGGGUUCGGGAGCGACUAGACGCGCUUCUCGAUCCGGGAUCGUUCAACGAGGUCGGUUCACUCACCGGGAAGCCCAUGGUGGACGACAAAACUGGCGAGCUCAUGGACUUCAUUCCUGCGAACCAAGUCACUGGUUGGGGCAGGGUGGAUGGUCGGAAGGUUUUCGUGACCGCUGAUGACUUCAGCGUCCGUGGAGGUCACGCAGACGGAGGUGUACAAGGCAAAGCGGCUUUUGGCGAGGCUCUUGCUACCCAACACCGAGUGCCUCUGAUUCGACUAUUGGAUGGGUCAAGUGGGGGUGGUAGCGUUGCCACAUACCUCUCCGCUGGUGCCACAUACAUACCACCUCUGGCCGGACUCGGUCAGAGCAUGACAGCUAUGACUUUAAUACCGGUCGUCAGUGCACUGCUCGGACCAGUUGUUGGGCUGGGUUCGGCUAAGGCAGUGACCAGCCACUUCAGCGUGAUGGUCAAAGGAGUCAGCCAGCUUUUUGCAGCAGGUCCUCCUGUGGUCAAGCAGGCCACCUUUGAAGAGCUUACCAAAGAGGAGCUCGGUGGUUGGGAGAUCCAUGCACGAAAUGGUACUGUAGACAACGUUGCUGCCUCGGAGUCCGAAGCUUUCCAUCAACUCCGCACUUUCCUGUCUUUCCUUCCGACUUCCGUUCAUGUCUUGCCUCCUGUUUUCUCUUCUCCUGACCCGACGGACAGGAGAGAAGAGGAGCUGAUUGACGUCAUCCCGCGACGACGAGCUCGCGCAUAUGACAUUCGGAGACUUGUACGACUGAUUGUGGAUGUAGCUAGUCCUCCCUCGAGUCCUACCUCGGAACAGCCAUCUCCGACUUCGUUCUUUGAGAUCGGUUCUACCUGGGGUAGAUCCGUCGUCACUGGUUUUGCUCGCCUCGCAGGCCGGUCUGUCGGGGUCCUCACUAGUGAUUGUACAGUUGGUGGAGGUGCACUCGAUGCGCUGGCCUCUCAGAAGGCAGCGCGCUUCGUCAACCUAUGCGACCGCUUCGGCAUCCCACUAUUGAAUCUGGUAGAUCAACCGGGCUUCGCCAUUGGCUCUGCGGCUGAGAAGGCAGCCACGAUCCGUCAUGGGGUAGCCAUCAUGUCCGCCCUAUACCAUGCCACAAUCCCCAUAUUCACGGUCAUCAUACGUCGCUCCUUCGGCGUAGCGGGUGGUGCGCUGUCCGAUCCUGGAGACGGCCUCAAUGACCGUGUAGCUUGGCCCUCUGCCGAUUGGGGCAGCCUGCCUCUUGAAGGAGGGAUUGAAGCGGCAUACAAGAGACAGCUCGACAGCGCUCCGUCCCCAGCAGUGCGGGACAAGAUGAUGAAGGACUUGCUAGCGAAGUUUGAGGGGGUACGAGAUCCGACGCGGACCGCACAUGUCUUCGGCAUAGAAGAGAUCAUUGAUCCGCGAGACACUCGACCAAUGGCUUGCGAGUGGAUCGUGCAUGCGUACGAGCAUCGGCUACCAGCUCGGCUAGCCGCCAAGAAUGUUACUGCAGGAAUCGCUAGGACCAAAUACAAACUGUAAAACCAGUACACAAUCACACAUCUAUCUGCCAGAGAG